Messenger RNA from Microcebus murinus (gray mouse lemur), 2047 nucleotides. The record is from RefSeq and is a predicted model, not a curated record. NCBI's taxonomy places the organism in Eukaryota, Metazoa, Chordata, Mammalia, Primates, Cheirogaleidae.
AUGACCUGGGCGGCCGCCCCCGGCUCGGGCUGUGAGGGGCUCGGGGCCGGGAGGCCGCGCCGCGGCCGCCGGCCCAGCGUGAGCCUCUACCUGAGCGAGGACGAGGUGAGCCGGCUGAUCGGUCUUGAUGCAGAACUUUAUUAUGUGAGAAACGACCUCAUUAGUCACUGUGCUCUAUCUUUUAACCUGUUAGUACCCAGUGAGACAAAUUUCCUGCACUUCACUUGGCAUGCAAAGUCCAAGGUUGAAUAUAAGCUAGGAUUCCAAGUAGACCAUUUUGUGGCUAUGGACAUGCCGCAGGUCAACAUUUCUGUUCAGGGGGAGGUUCCACGCACUUUAUCAGUGUUUCCGGUCGAGCUUUCCUGUACUGGCAAAGUAGAUUCUGAAGUUAUGAUACUUAUGCAGCUCAAUUUGACAGUAAAUUCUUCAAAAAAUUUUACAGUCCUAAAUUUUAAGCGAAGGAAAAUGUGCUACAAAAAACUUGAAGAAGUAAAAACUUCAGCUUUGGACAAAAACACUAGCAGAACUAUUUAUGAUCCUGUACAUGCAGCUCCAACCACUUCUACGCGUGUGUUUUAUAUCAGUGUAGGGGUUUGUUGUGCAGUUAUAUUUCUUGUAGCAGUAAUAUUAGCUGUUUUGCACCUUCAUAGUAUGAAAAGGAUUGAACUGGAUGACAGCAUCAGUGCCAGCAGUAGUUCCCAAGGGCUGUCUCAGCCUUCCACCCAGACAACUCAGUAUCUGAGAGCUGACACACCCAACAAUGCAACUCCUACCUCCAGCUCCUCAGGUUACCCUACCUUGCGGAUAGAGAAGAACGACCUGAGAAGUGUCACUCUUUUGGAGGCCAAAGCCAAGGUGAAGGAUAUAGCAAUAUCCAGGGAGAGGAUAACUCUGAAAGAUGUGCUCCAAGAAGGUACUUUGGGGCGUAUUUUCCAUGGGAUUUUAGUAGAUGAAAAAGAUCCAAAUAAAGAAAAACAAGCAUUUGUAAAAACAGUUAAAGAUCAAGCUUCUGAAAUUCAGGUGACGAUGAUGCUCACUGAAAGUUGUAAGCUGCGAGGUCUUCAUCACAGAAAUCUUCUUCCUAUUACUCAUGUGUGUAUAGAAGAAGGAGAAAAGCCCAUGGUGAUAUUGCCUUACAUGAAUUGGGGGAAUCUUAAAUUGUUACGGCAGUACAAAUUAGUAGAGGCCAAUAAUCCACAGGCAAUUUCUCAGCAAGACCUGGUACACAUGGCUAUUCAGAUUGCCUGUGGAAUGAGCUACCUGGCCAGAAGGGAAGUCAUCCACAAAGACCUGGCUGCUAGGAACUGUGUCAUUGAUGACACACUUCAAGUUAAGAUCACAGAUAAUGCUCUCUCCAGAGACUUAUUUCCCAUGGACUAUCACUGUUUGGGGGAUAAUGAAAAUAGGCCCGUUCGGUGGAUGGCUCUUGAAAGUCUGGUUAAUAAUGAGUUCUCCAGCGCUAGUGAUGUGUGGGCCUUUGGAGUGACGCUGUGGGAGCUUAUGACUCUGGGCCAGACACCCUAUGUGGACAUUGACCCCUUUGAAAUGGCCGCGUACUUGAAAGACGGUUACCGAAUAGCCCAGCCAAUCAACUGUCCUGAUGGACUAUUUGCCAUGAUGGCCUGUUGCUGGGCCUUAGAUCCAGAGGAGAGGCCCAAGUUUCAGCAGUCGGUACAGUGUCUUACAGAGUUCCAUGCAGCCCUGGGAGCUUAUGUCUGACUCUUCUCUCACAGUCCUUAGCAUCAGGAGGAAGGUGCCUGUCGGGGCUCACCUGGAACCUGUCAUGGACACUUCAUAUACAUCACAAUGCCAACAGAAGCACAUUUGUCUUCCAGAACAUCGUGCCUUAGGACUGCUUUAGAAUCUGAACUUUUAAAGACAGACUUAAUAAUGUGGAAUAUUUUCUAGAUACCACUUUUAUUAGGUUGAACUGAAAGAGUUUUUGUAAAUUUUUUGGCCAAAAUUAUUUUAAAACAUAGUUACUUUGGACUAGGGGUGCAUUCUUACAAAAUAAAUAAACAGGUUUUUUUAAUUGUUUAGACACAGA